AUGCCUUGCUUCAAGGGCCUUGCGGUCAGUAUACACACCCCCGAUGGCCCCAUCUCUGAGUUUUCGGUGCAGAAGCAGUCGCGUCAGAGUCGUAUAUCCACAUACAUACCAGUCCCUCCUGCGAAAGUCCCCUUCGGUUCCUCCACCGGCAAGCCAGAGCAGUCCACCUUUGCCAUCAGCAUAACCCUGCUCACACCGGGGCUGAACGUGCCCUACUCGACGCCCAAAGCUACGCCAGAUGAUCCGUACCCCAAGCCAAGAGUGGUCGGUGGACUGCCAGGAAACACAGGCGAACGGGGCAAGUUCAGCGCCUCAAUACCACCCUACAUCCCACGCACCACCAACCCAAACGAGACGAUUGCUGCCUACAUCUACUUCGACGGACGAGCGAAAGAGGAAGUCGCGACACUCUUGCGGCGAGGCGAAGAGACGUGGGUGAACUCGAGGUGGGUCAGCGUGCCAGCGUCGGAAGGUGGGGGCCUGGCAGAACGCGAGUUCCUGUUUCGAGAGGUAGGACUGGAGAGAUGGCUUAAUGGGCUUGAUUUGGAAGGCAGCAGCAAGGACAAGCAGGACCGGAUUGAGAAGCGGCAGCGCAGACUAGAGAAGGCACGCCGAAAGAGGAAAGAGAAGGAGGGCGCCAACAGUGACAGCGAAGAUGGCGAGAGAGAUGACGCUACCAAGCGGACAAACGGAGUGCUCCGUUAUGGCGGUGACGGCAGUGCACCCGUCGAAGACAUUGACAACGACGAAGGACUGUUCGACUCAGACAACAGCGACUCCGACGAUGAGCCACCACAACCGGAAGCUGCAGGCCAGAUCAAGGUUGCCCUCUUUCGCGUACUUGCGAGUGGUGAGAUCAAGCGAGGAGAGUACUCCCCACAGUUUGACGCACACGAUGACGACGAGAACAUGGAGCAGAACGGCAACGGCGAGGGAGGCGAUGCAGAUGUCGACCACACCACGAGCUUUGCCAAACCCAAAACAUUGGACCCAAAAACUAUCAGCACUCAGACAGUAACCGGCUUGGACCCUCCAGAGUCGCCUUACGCCGUGUUCACAUUCUUCUACCGAGGCGAGAAGCAGCUACGCAAGAUGGGAAUGCUUGAGACACAAGAAGCAGAGAAAACGCCGCAGUCAACCAAGCGGAAGUCGUCAGGGCCAGACUUUUCGAAGCUCGGUCCGCUCAAGUCACAAGGCACCAUCGGCUACUCGGGCUACAGAGAACGAAAAGCGAAAGACAGGGACGUUGACGCCAUGGACAGUGACGAUGAUGACGAGGACGACGAGAGGCUGCCAAACGGACCCGAUGAUAACGACGUCAAGCAAGAGCAUGGCACCAAUCACCUGUCUCCGGAAGAUGCCAAGCGCAUACGCGAAACUGCCGAGGGUGUAGGCAAGAUCAAGCUUAAGAGACAGCAUUCUGCUGAUCCGGUCAACGACCAGAUGAAAAAGUCACCGCACCUCAAGACGGAGGAGGCUUCUCCUGUCGGCACACCGAAGUCCAUCACCAGCACUGGCGCCAAUGCUGGCACACCACCUGAUAGCCUGUCACCCGGUCCCGAUGCAGAAGCUCUAGCCAGCCCAUUCAAGCGCCACAGAGCAAGCAUGCCUGGACUGAAAAACAGCUUCGGAUCCCUUGGCUCGACUCCCAACGAAGCCCAACUGCCCGCGACAUCAAUGUCCGAUGCGCCGCCGAAUGAGAACGCGCAGCAGAGAGCAGCAUCCACACCAGAAGUCAAGCGAGACAUCCCGCCACCAACAUCGGAGACAUUGGAUGAAGAGUUGUGA
This is a messenger RNA of Fulvia fulva, 1788 nucleotides long. RefSeq lists its product as uncharacterized. The record is from RefSeq and is a predicted model, not a curated record. The coding region runs from base 1 to 1788 and encodes 595 amino acids. The transcript has 2 exons. NCBI's taxonomy places the organism in Eukaryota, Fungi, Ascomycota, Dothideomycetes, Mycosphaerellales, Mycosphaerellaceae.